AUGCACUUAUCGCAAGGCCGAACGUCGACAGCGCCUUUUGCCAUUAAGCUAGCGCACGUCGCGGCGUCGCCGCGUCGCUUAGACUAUGUAACAGCGAAUAAUACCAUAAGGAUAUUCUCUGGCCCAGUUAUUACUCACACGAAAAGGGGAACUCCACUUCUUCAGGCUGAUGGCUACAGGUACAAUUGUAAGCGAAAACUGAACGCCAGGACCUACUGGGUCUGCAACAAGGCACCUCAAGGAUGCCGAGUCUCCAUAGUCACUUAUGACGACGUCAUCAUCAAGCAAUUUUCUCCACUACGCUUAAAGGACGACCACGUCUACAAAUUGGUACCUGUAGAUUCAACUUUAAAAAUGGAACUGGGGAAAGACUGUAUUGGAGUUGCAACCAGGCUCCUCAUGGGUGCCGAGUAUCAGUUGUGA
Arctia plantaginis is the source of this 423-nucleotide messenger RNA. The record is from the annotation of a GenBank genome assembly. NCBI's taxonomy places the organism in Eukaryota, Metazoa, Arthropoda, Insecta, Lepidoptera, Erebidae.